CUCAGAUCGGCCAUGCCAGCGCGCUGCGUUUCUCCCGUCCCCAUCGGAGUUCGCCCUUCUGCAGCGAGUCCCCUUCCCACACCGCGGAAGUACCGCUCCUGUGACCAGGAGAGGGCGGAGUUCAGGCGUUGAGAGGCUGUACAGCUGCCCUGUAUGCUGUCCUUCCUGGGAACAGUUCUCGGAUAACCGUCCCCCCCCAUUCUGUAUACGAGCUAGUUGCUGAUUGGCCGGCUGUCUGCCUCAGCAGCUGAAGAUGUCUGACAAUGGAGAGGUGGAGGACAAGCCACCGGCACCGCCCAUGCGGAACACCAGUACCAUGAUUGGGGCCUGCAGCAAGGAUACUGGCGCCCCCCACCACGGCUCCAAACCCCUGCCCCCCAACCCUGAGGACAAGAAGAAGAAGGACCGCUCCAUCCGCUCCAUCCUCACGGGCGGGAGUGACAAGACCAACAAGAAGAAGGAACGACCCGAGAUCUCACUCCCAUCCGACUUUGAACACACCAUCCACGUCGGCUUCGACGCGGUCACCGGAGAGUUCACCGGCAUGCCUGAGCAGUGGGCCCGACUCCUCCAGACCUCCAACAUCACCAAACUGGAGCAGAAGACGAACCCCCAGGCCGUGCUGGACGUUCUCAAGUUCUACGACUCCAAGGAAACCUCCAACAGCCAGAAGUACAUGAGCUUCACCGAUAAAACAGCGGAGAGUUACUGCUCCUCAAAUGCCCUGGGCUCGAAAGCCGUGUCAGAGACGCCUGUCGUGAGCACGCUCGAGGACGAGGAUGAGGAUGAGGCCACACCCCCACCCACUGUCGCCCCCAGGCCAGAGCACACAAAAUCGAUUUACACACGCUCGGUGAUCGAGCCCAUCCCGGCGACUCCCACCAAGGAUGCAGCCACAUCACCCAUCUCCCCCCCAGCAGAGGGCGCCGGCCCCGCCCCCGCCCCCUCUACAAGCCCCCCCCGGAGUGCGGACAAAACCCGGAAAAAGACCAAGAUGUCGGAUGAGGAGAUACUGGAAAAGCUACGUGGCAUCGUCAGUGUUGGUGACCCUAAGAAAAAGUACACGAGGUUUGAGAAGAUCGGACAGGGCGCUUCUGGGACGGUUUACACUGCGACAGACAUCGCCACGGGACAGGAGGUGGCCAUCAAGCAGAUGAACCUGCAGCAACAGCCCAAGAAGGAGCUGAUCAUCAACGAGAUCCUGGUCAUGAGGGAAAACAAAAAUCCCAACAUCGUAAACUACCUGGACAGCUACCUGGUGGGUGAGGAGCUGUGGGUGGUGAUGGAGUACCUCGCAGGAGGCUCCCUGACGGACGUCGUGACGGAAACCUGCAUGGAUGAGGGUCAGAUUGCUGCUGUGUGCCGAGAGUGCCUACAAGCCCUGGAGUUCCUGCACUCAAAUCAGGUGAUUCACCGUGACAUCAAGAGUGACAACAUCCUGUUGGGCAUGGACGGCUCUGUCAAGCUCACGGAUUUCGGCUUCUGCGCCCAGAUCACCCCCGAGCAGAGCAAGCGCAGCACCAUGGUAGGCACGCCCUACUGGAUGGCGCCCGAGGUCGUGACCCGGAAAGCGUACGGGCCCAAGGUGGACAUCUGGUCCCUGGGCAUCAUGGCCAUUGAAAUGAUCGAAGGAGAGCCGCCGUACCUCAACGAGAACCCGCUGAGGGCACUGUACCUCAUAGCUACCAACGGCACCCCGGAACUCCAGAACCCCGAGAAGCUCUCCACCAUCUUCAGGGACUUCCUGAACUGCUGUCUGGAGAUGGACGUGGAGAAGAGGGGCUCUGCCAAGGAGCUGCUCCAGCACCAGUUCCUGAGGGUGGCUAAACCCCUCUCCAGUCUCACCCCCCUCAUCCUAGCAGCCAAAGAGGCAGCUAAAAACAGCCGCUAGCAUCCAGUGGAGGGGGAGGGGGGUGUCCGCCAUACACCCCCUCUCCUUCAACAGGCCCGAUCGUCCGCCCGCUGGAAGCCUUUGGGCGGGGCCCCAUUUGGCCUCCCUCACUCUCUGGACCUCAAGAACCCCCUUGGCAGGGUCCUGAGUUUCAGUGGCUAGACUGUGAAUGGACUGCAGACGUCACCUGACCACCAGGACCAGAGCCAGGGGGGGUGGGGGGCUCAUGCAUCUCAAACGCUGAUGGUCCUAAAGCCCUCCUGAUUUGCUGUGCUUUCGUCCUUUUAUUUAUGUGGCCCCCACCCUUGUGAAGGUUUUUAUUUUUUAAUUUUUUUUUUAUUUUUAUAGACUGUAGAAUAGUGAAUGAUCUGUGGCAUCGGGCUUCUGUUCAAUCCUGUUGGGUUUGCUGGGAGUCAGAGAACGAAAGCAUGUCGCCCGUAUUAAAAGAUGACCUAGAUAAUGAUGGUAACGAAAAUACUACCACUGCAGCUACUACUAUUACUAACACUAAUAAUAAUGAUAAGGCCAAGGUUUAGCUAAAGCGCAGUGUAACAUUGGUUGUAAAAAUAGUACAGUACGAUGAUAGCUGCACCUUAAACAGCUUACAGUGGAGUAAACCCCAGGAAACACAUGCUACAGGAGCUGGAAGGGGUCAGGUGGCGCUGCCUGUCAGUGACAGCUUGCGUCUCCUUUAGCCACAGCUGGAAAAUGUCAACUGUCCACCCGCCUGAGCAGGCAUGGCUGUCCGAGGCGCGCGCGCCUUCUCAGUUUUCCUGUUCUCCUCCAGUUUACCUUUCUUGCCUCACUGACCGUGUCUGGAUGUGUGUGGCCUUUACCAUGCAUGUGCUGUAAUAUAAACAACCCCCUGGUGUAAGAUGGGCCACUGAUCAGCCAGUGAGGCUCUGGGCCCUGAAAUCAGAUAAUAGUAAAUAAAUAACCUUUAGUAGACAGAGGUACAGAUUCUUAAUCAGAGGUACACACUGGCAGGUACUUCCGCUACUGCCAGACAGAAAUAUCAUAUUUAUUUUCCUUUUUUGAUUAAUUGUCUCUCUUAAAAAUGAUUCAUGAAAUCAGGAUCUUUCAAAUCAGGCCACAACGUGCUAUGGUCUGGGCCUAAACUUUCAGUGACCGUAGUCGAUUGACUUUUCGAAAGAUUAUUUUGUUAGAGUGUUAAGUACGCCUUCCUACAUGGAGGGCACGCUUCUGCGUUGAAGUGUUUUGGGAUAGUGGUUGAAGGUUUGAAUCAGAGACCAUUUCAGAAUAUUCUGUGUUGUGAUCUGUUGAUAUCCCACAUCGGGUUCGGUAACUGAAUUCACGUUGUACAGCUGUGGGUCUGAUCGCUGCACUCAGAAAACGCCUCCGAACUGGUGACUAACGGUCUGAAAAUCCCACAUGAACCUAGUUGAUAGUACAGUGCAUCAUGGGGCCCAUCUUGCCCCCCCCCCAUAGUCACAAUAACAGUAUAUCUUUUGUUUUUAUUCAUGUUUUUUGUUAAUAAGGUAUAACAAACUGGCUGUAGAAAUACAUAAAACAAUGAUCUGAUGCACACUGAAUGUAUUCCUGGAACGUAUUCAAAUGUUUCCAAGAAAAUGAAUGUUUGGAACGAAAUAAAAUCGCUUUGCAUCUGUAA
Molecule: messenger RNA, 3521 nt
Organism: Brienomyrus brachyistius
Lineage: Eukaryota; Metazoa; Chordata; Actinopteri; Osteoglossiformes; Mormyridae
Gene: pak1
Product: p21 protein (Cdc42/Rac)-activated kinase 1
Biological process (GO): regulation of axonogenesis; intracellular signal transduction; regulation of MAPK cascade
Cellular component (GO): cytoplasm
Molecular function (GO): ATP binding; protein serine/threonine kinase activity
Source: RefSeq, a predicted model, not a curated record